AAACGUGUUUAAACUACAGUUAGAGUUAUGGAGCUCAUAUGUGGAAUUAUUAUAUUAACAAUUUUGGGGAAUGCUAUAGGCGGCAGCCCAACUCAAUAUGCCGAUGUCGCCGUUGAUGAACGUUUACCAUCGAAAGAUUUUGUGAUAUUUACAGAUGGAGGACCCGUACCAAAUUAUCUUUUAGAAAGUUCCUAUAAGAUAGUGCCUCUUCGUCGUAUGGAUAACAAUCGCCGCACUUCUAGACGCAGUACGCAGACCACAUCAUCCCGAUCAGAAAGAGUUGUAACUGCUCAAAGACGAGGAUCACCUGUUAAAGUAGAUGAGAGAUCUGCUACCCAAAUGCAGACCAGGCUAGGCAUUAGAAGACCGACACUGCGACAAUCCCCUAGAUCUUUCAGGCGUGAAGAUGUUGAGGGAUCUAGUAAACCAAUUCUAGGCAGAUAUGUGCAACGUGUUAAAUCUCCAGAAGGUCCAGUUGCAAUCCCUAUAGAUGAUCCUAAAAAAGGUAAUGCACUUUCAUCCACAAAAGAUCAGAAUGAGGCACUUGCCAUGAAAACAUCUCAGCCCUCACCUAAUACUGUAAGUGACAAUACUCAGUCUAAAUCAGAAAGUUAUAUCCCGAACUCUGACAAUUCAGUAGAUGGAUUAGACGGGUUACCAGCACGAUCGCGAAGUGGUAGGACAUUUGUUGUGCCUCAACGCGCUGAAGAAAUUCCAAAUGUUGUGUAUGAAAUACCAGCAGCCAUACCUGUUGCAGGACCGGCCAUUCUAAUCAACGAUCCUAAACCAUACGCUUUCGGUUAUGGAGUUAACGAUGGAAUUGGAACAACUCAGUAUAGGCAAGAAGCUACAGCUGGUGAUGGAAUAGUGAAAGGCAACUACGGCUAUAAAGACUAUCAAGGUCUUUAUCGUCAGGUUAACUAUGUUGCCGAUAAGAACGGUUUUCAUGCUGUUUUAAUGUCGAAUGAACCAGGAGUUGUGAAUGCUGAUACAGCAGAUGUAGCUGUUAUCGCUGAACCUCCUCCACCAGCAGCUAUUGUAGAAGCAAACAAGUAUAUUUUUUCAAACGGCAAUCCUAAUGAAGUAAUUCUGUUGCAGUAAUCUGAAUUUCAGUUAGUGCAAGUUGGAUCAGGCUUAAUUUAUUGAUACAUGACUUCAUUUCUUGUUAUGGAGUCUGACUAGUGUAAUAUUGUUGGUAUUAAACAAACCUUGUAAACAACAGUGUAAUACUGUUGAUAUUUUAACCUAAAAUUAAAAAACAGUUAUAAGAUUUAAAA
Molecule: messenger RNA, 1277 nt
Organism: Stegodyphus dumicola
Lineage: Eukaryota; Metazoa; Arthropoda; Arachnida; Araneae; Eresidae
Cellular component (GO): chitin-based extracellular matrix
Molecular function (GO): structural constituent of chitin-based larval cuticle
Source: RefSeq, a predicted model, not a curated record